GUGAACGCCACCGAUAGGAAGUAGGAACCACCAAAUCUGGCGGGCCCUUCCUCCCAUAAAAUCCCUCCCAUUAUUGCUGCCAGACCCAGACUUCUGCGAAGCUUGAGUGACGAAGCGACGACAAUGGUUUGCAGCUCGAUCCAAGGUGGCCUUCUUCUCCCCCUCCACUCCGGGACUGCAAAAGGCUUUGGCUCCCGGACCACCUCCAUCCUCGAGCAUAACGCUGCCGGUCUUGCCACCAUUUAUAGUGACAGAAGCGGCAGAGGACGCUUAAAGAGACGGGCGGCGUCGUUCUCGGCCGGAGACCUCCGGCCGGAGCUGGAUGAGAACCCGGAGCGAAUCAUAUCCGGAGAAUGGCCUGAGAACUACUCCCUCCUCGUCUACGAUGACUUCCGUGCUUAUCUCGAGUCGCAAGCAAUUGCUCACAAGCACGAGUUGCGUUCAUCCUCGCUUCUUGGGGAAGUGAUGUCCGUGCCGAUACGGGUGGCGAUGGCUGACCAGAUGCUGGAAGAGAUCGACCACCAUUUUGAGUUCGUCUCGGGGCUUCCGGUGGUCGACGGUGAGCUCAGAUGCGUAGGGGUCGUUUCCAAGAAUGACAGGGCCAAAGCGUCAAAUGGGCUAAAGACUAAGGUUGGUGAAGUCAUGGCAUCUCCUGCCAUCACACUGUCACCUCGUGAGACAGUGAAGGAUGCUGCAGCCUUGAUGCUCAGGAAGAAGAUCCACAGGAUACCAAUCCUAAAUGAGGAAGGGCAGGUGAUAGGAAUGGUUACUCGUAGGGAUGUAUUCCAAGCGCUAGAAGCUGUGGAAGUUUAGCUCGCGACCCCGUCGUUCGUGGUCACUCUGCAUAUACCUGUGAAUAAACUUAUAUGGAAGUCAUGAAUCUGUACGUUUGAAUUGUAUAUCGCGCUGUUUCUUCUGUUGCAGAAUUGUAACUAUGUUAGACAUAUAACUGGAACUAGGUAUUGAAAGCUGAUGUGUAUAGGCCAUGAAACCAUGGAUGGUUAAUUUCAGCUUCAGGUUUUGGUA
Messenger RNA from Phoenix dactylifera (date palm), 1026 nucleotides. RefSeq lists its product as uncharacterized. The record is from RefSeq and is a predicted model, not a curated record. Lineage: Eukaryota; Viridiplantae; Streptophyta; Magnoliopsida; Arecales; Arecaceae.